GAUAUGUGACGUCAGACCUAAACAAAAAACAAGAUGGCGAUGUUCGAGAAGCAUUUUGUCGUACUCUUGUCAUGGGAAAAUAAAUGAACAUUUUGUUUUACAGAUAUUCUGAAAAAAGGAGACUGGCAUCAAAGGUAUUGUCUCCUAGCCGUCAUCUCAAGUUGCCAUCAUGAUCCUAUCUCGCCUUAAGCCCGCCGUGGGGGGAGAGACGGCCACCAGCGUUAGCGAGAAGAAGAAGAAAAACAAAAGCAAGAUUCCCACUUUGGAAGAAUAUCUGCAGCAAAGAGACUACCUUGGAGCACUAACUCUUUUGGAGUUCCAGAGAAGUAUUGGAGAACAAGAGGAGAAUGCAGACCUUUGGAUUUGCUUCUGCGCCUUUCACUUGGGGGAUUACAAAAGAGCUAUGGAGGAGUACAAGGCACUGACUGCAAAGCCUGACUGUCCUCCAGAUGUUUGGGUCUAUCUGGGUUGUGCCAUGUUUUUUCUGGGCCUCUAUAAAGAGGCUGAGGAGGCUGCAUUGAAAGCUCCCAAGUCCCUCCUCCAAAACCGACUCCUCUUCCAUUUGGCCAAUAAGUUCAACGAUGAGAAGAAGCUAAUGGACUUCCACCAGAACCUGGAAGAUGUGACGGAGGACCAGCUGAGCUUGGCCUCCAUUCACUACAUGCGCUCGCACUACCAGGAGGCCAUUGAAAUCUACAAACAUCUCCUCAGGCAUAACAUAAGCUUCCUAGCGAUGAAGGUGUACGUGGCUCUCUGUUACUACAAGCUUGGCUACUAUGACGUGUCGCAGGAGGUUCUGACGGCGUACCUUCAGAACAUCCCCGACUCAACCAUCGCCCUCAACCUCAAAGCCUGCAACCACUUCAAUCUCUACAACGGCAAAGCAGCCGAGGCCGAGCUGAAGAACCUUAUCAACAUCUCCUCCUGCUCCUUUGAGUUUGCCAAGGAGCUUAUCAGACACAAUCUGGUGGUGUUCCGCGGUGGCGAGGGGGCGUUGCAGGUGCUGCCCCCGCUGAUCGACGUCAUCCCCGAAGCUAGACUCAAUCUUGUCAUUUACUACCUCAGACAAGAUGAUGUCCAAGAAGCUUACAAUCUCAUACAAGACUUAGUGCCUGCGACACCUCAGGAGUAUGUUUUAAAAGGGGUGGUCAACGCUGCGUUGGGACAACAGCUUGGAACGCGGGAUCACUUAAAAGUGGCCCAGCAGUUCUUCCAGUUGGUCGGAGGCUCGGCCAGCGAGUGCGAUACUAUUCCCGGCAGACAGUGCAUGGCUUCCUGCUUCUUCCUCUUGAGGAAGUUUGAUGAUGUGCUCACAUACCUCAACUCAGUCAAGACUUACUUCUAUAACGACGACACGUUUAACUUCAACUAUGCUCAGGCCAAGGCAGCCACUGGGAAUUUCAAAGAAGCGGAAGAGAUAUUCCUUCUAAUUCAAAGUGAGAAGAUCAAAAGUGACUAUGUAUACCUCAGCUGGCUGGCCCGCUGUUACAUCAUGAACCAGAAGGGUCGUCUCGCCUGGGAGCUUUACUUGAAGAUGGGAACUUCCUCGGAUUCCUUCAGUCUGCUUCAGCUCAUCGCCAAUGACAGCUACAAGAUGGGCCAGUUCUACUAUGCAGCCAAAGCAUUUGAUGCACUGGAGAAAUUGGACCCAGGCUCCAACUACUGGGAGGGCAAAAGAGGGGCAUGUGUUGGCAUCUUUCAGCUCAUUUUAGCCAACAAAGAGUCCAAGGAGACACUUAAGGAGGUGGUGCUCCUGCUGCACAAUUCCGGAAACCCGCAGGUGGAAUACAUCAUCCGAGCCAUGAGGAAGUGGGCCAAAGACAACAGAGUCUUCCUCUCAUGACCGAUUCCUAAUUUGUGUGUGAACACCACGCACAUCAAUGAAUACAUGUACUUG
Syngnathus acus (greater pipefish) is the source of this 1897-nucleotide messenger RNA. It is a transcript of the gene ift56, whose product is annotated as tetratricopeptide repeat domain 26. Lineage: Eukaryota; Metazoa; Chordata; Actinopteri; Syngnathiformes; Syngnathidae. Gene Ontology annotation, molecular function: protein binding; intraciliary transport particle B binding. The record is from RefSeq and is a predicted model, not a curated record. Bases 170 to 1843 code for a protein of 557 amino acids. Gene Ontology annotation, biological process: intraciliary transport involved in cilium assembly; intraciliary anterograde transport. Gene Ontology annotation, cellular component: ciliary basal body; intraciliary transport particle B; ciliary base. The transcript has 19 exons.